CAGAGGACAAGAUGGAUUGGGGCACGCUACAGAGUAUCCUCGGGGGUGUCAACAAACACUCCACCAGCAUUGGGAAAAUCUGGCUCACCGUCCUAUUCAUUUUCCGCAUCAUGAUCCUCGUGGUGGCUGCAAAAGAGGUGUGGGGAGAUGAGCAAGCCGAUUUUGUGUGCAACACCCUCCAGCCUGGCUGCAAGAAUGUGUGCUACGAUCACUACUUCCCCAUCUCUCACAUCCGGCUCUGGGCCCUGCAGCUGAUCUUCGUGUCCACGCCAGCCCUCCUGGUAGCCAUGCAUGUGGCCUACAGGAGACACGAAAAGAAAAGGAAGUUCAUGAAGGGAGAGAUAAAGAAUGAGUUUAAGGACAUUGAAGAGAUCAAAACCCAGAAGGUCCGUAUCGAAGGGUCCCUCUGGUGGACCUACACCACCAGCAUCUUCUUCCGGGUCAUCUUCGAAGCUGUCUUCAUGUAUGUCUUUUACAUCAUGUACAAUGGCUUCUUCAUGCAGCGUCUAGUGAAAUGCAAUGCUUGGCCUUGUCCUAAUACAGUGGACUGCUUCAUUUCCAGGCCCACAGAAAAGACUGUCUUCACGGUGUUCAUGAUUUCGGUAUCUGGAAUUUGCAUCCUGCUAAAUAUCACAGAAUUGUGCUAUUUGUUCAUUAGAUAUUGUUCAGGAAAGUCAAAAAGACCAGUUUAAUGCAUUGCCUGGCUGCUAGAGCCAAGACGGAGGAAAAGGAUCAGGCAACCUGUGCUUAGUUGUCAAAGCUCAGCCACCAGCAUUUCCUAAGACAAACAUUCUCAUCUUAAAUGCCACCAUUUGAAGUCCCUGUAGGCCUCCAUGGGACUCCAGAGGCCUCUAUGGGACUCCCUUCCCCCAAAGCUCCCAAACAAAGGCCCAAUUCUAUGCCUGUAUUAAUCGGUUCUAAAGUUAGUUCCACUGAGACUCCGGGCUGGUAGCGACUAUUCUUGUAGGAUACAUUCACAGUUUAAACAAAGGAUCUCACAUUGUUUCUCUUUCUCUGAGGACAGGAGAGAUGAGUCCAGUCCUGAGGAAGGUGCCCAGAAAGUUCACUGGGCCUCCCUUAGGGUACCCUUCCCCGAGUUGCCCCCAGUUAAAGGAAAAGAAUCUCCACUCUUAUGUGCUUUGAUAGUUUAAGUCUGCAGUAAUGGACAAACUUAUUUAAUACUUCAAGCACUGUGUCCUUUUUUUUUUUAAUGAAAACCUUAAAAUAAGAUAGGUUCUUUUGUUCUCAAAAUGAUCUGGAAACCAUUAUACAUUCCUCCUAUUUCGAAGGUUCAGUUUGUGAUAUGAACAUGGUGUGUAAUCAGAUCUCACAAGGUCUUUAGAACGUUGGCCUUUGGUUACGGGAAAUCUGCAGUGUGGCUGAGAGGCCACCUACGGUAUCCACCAUUGGUGUGUCGAAUACAGCGCAACACAUCACAAUGUGUCUCAAAUGAGACAAACUGGAAGCUUUUUGUGCUGGCUUCUGACCAGAAGGGGCCUCAAUUUAAAAAUCCAAGUGUCAUUUUGCGUAAGAGACAGAUAGGAUAUGCCAACAACUGCCACCUGCUAUGAGCCUAACUCAGCCCCCUCCCUCCCGACAUUUGCUGACUCUGUAGCUGUGGGGUGUGGCAGCCAGCGUCAGAAGACAUUGACUUCAUGAGUGCGCUUGGGAGUUUCACUGCCAUGGUAUAAUUUAAGGGUGCAGAAACCAAGUGGGGUGGAGGCAGGGGGUUAACUAUUUUCAGAGAACCAGUGGAACUUCUAGACUCAAAAUUCUGUCGAUUAAAACUGAAUUUUUCUACUUUGAAAGUCUGUUUGCUUCCCUCUUCAGCAUUGGCUUUCUUAACUGGAAACAGAAGUAUGGAUAUUUGGAAAAAAAUAGGAACUAGAGUUUAGGUCAAUAGAAACUAGAGUUUAGGUUAAUAUGUUACUCUCCUAGGGCAAGUUGAACCUUAGCAUUGCCAUUAUGCUUAAUGUGUUUCCCACAAGAUGGCACUCAACGACUCCAAGAGGGGACACUUCUUACUGCCAAGAAUGGCACUGGGAAGCCAUUUUGGAACAAUAAAUAAGAGUUGUGGUUUCAUGCUUGUCACUAAAAUGAUUUUGUAAACUCU
This is a messenger RNA of Peromyscus eremicus (cactus mouse), 2113 nucleotides long. It is a transcript of the gene Gjb2, whose product is annotated as gap junction protein beta 2. Gene Ontology annotation, cellular component: connexin complex. The transcript has a single exon. Gene Ontology annotation, biological process: cell communication. NCBI's taxonomy places the organism in Eukaryota, Metazoa, Chordata, Mammalia, Rodentia, Cricetidae. The record is from RefSeq and is a predicted model, not a curated record. Bases 12 to 692 code for a protein of 226 amino acids.